AUGCAUGGGCUAGGCACUAUGUUCAACGGGACCCGGUACUCUCCGGUGACCCUGAGUCAUGAGUGGCCAACCCUCAGCCGGCUUCUCUUUAUGGUGAUCUCUUCAUGCCUCGGCACCACUAUCAACGGAUUUUUCGUUGCCGCCUUCUUCGUUGAACAUACCCUGAACAAAAUUGGCAAUGUCUUCCUGGCAUGCAUCGGUAUGUCUGAUCUGAUUGUGACAACGGGCGUGAUGCCGGUUUCGGCUGUUGUCCUAUUAUCUGCCGGAGAAUGGGACACCAUACCUGUGUGUCACGUCUUACAGUUCCUCACGGAAGCUUCUACUUAUAGCUACAGUUUGUUCUUUACGCUCGUGGCUACAGAAUCUUACUACAGACUCUGUCGUACAACAGCCGAAUAUGAAAUGUUUAUAUCUAUACGUAUUGGCCUGGUAGCUAUUGUGGUCUUCACCAUCAGCUUCGUUACCGCCGGGAUCGGUGUCUACCUCGGCCUCGAUUAUGAUUACUGCCAACGCCGUCAUUAUGGGAACUUCUACUACAGAGUAACUACUACCGUGAUCUUCCAUGCUAUUCCAUGUUUGAUAACGAUGUUUGGUCUCAUCUCCUCCUGCGUACAAGUGCGCAAGCGCUCCCGCGAUCAGACCCACUACAAACGAUCUCAGCAAUACGAGAGGGACUUUUCGACCACCAAUCUGAAUGUUAGCGCCUACGUGCUCUAUGUAUUGUCAUGGACACCCUACCUGGUCAUUCUUCACGAAUACCCUGACACCAACGAUGACAAGUUCUAUCAUUGCGCAUGGAUUGCUGUUUGUCGUUCUGUCUUCUCGAGCUUCCUAUACAGCUCUAUGAAUAGGAGUUUUAGACGCGCAUUUGCUCAUCUCUUUUACUAUUGUUGCUGUAAGAGUACCCUGACAGGAUCGUUCAGUAACCGUCAUCGACGUGCCAUUGAAUACAAAUCAACGACUGGCGAUGUUAGGGUCCAUAUUAUGCAUCAGGCUGUUAACGCAAACAGCCCCCAGAGAGGUGCCUCUUCCUCACGCGAAACUCAAGAGUUAUGA
This is a messenger RNA of Achroia grisella, 1056 nucleotides long. It is a transcript of the gene Mtnr, whose product is annotated as melatonin receptor type 1B-like. The transcript is spliced from 3 exons. The coding region runs from base 1 to 1056 and encodes 351 amino acids. Lineage: Eukaryota; Metazoa; Arthropoda; Insecta; Lepidoptera; Pyralidae. The record is from RefSeq and is a predicted model, not a curated record. Gene Ontology annotation, cellular component: membrane. Gene Ontology annotation, molecular function: G protein-coupled receptor activity. Gene Ontology annotation, biological process: G protein-coupled receptor signaling pathway.